This is a messenger RNA of Pantherophis guttatus, 3014 nucleotides long. Lineage: Eukaryota; Metazoa; Chordata; Lepidosauria; Squamata; Colubridae. The record is from RefSeq and is a predicted model, not a curated record.
GAUAGCUCUAUACAACAGACAUCUGAUGAUUUGACAUCAAUGACUGAAGCUGAUGUAGAAUCCUGUAGAAGAAUGAUUUCCACUGAAGAGGAUCCUUUGAUAGAGCCUUUUGUAGAUGAAGAUCAAUACUUUCUACAGGAGCCUUCAGAUACAAAUUCUUUGUUUAAAGAGUUGAAUGAGGCUAUUGCAGCACAGAACAAAAUGUCUGGAUCCCGUUAUCAAGAAAUGUAUGAUUUUGGUUUUCAACAAGAGCCCUUGGAUCAUAUUAAAUAUCAUGGAAAUUCUCAACAAAAUAUAAUGCCUCUGUCUCCAAUAAAAGAAUGCUCAACAAACAAAACCAUACAAAAUAGAAUUUCUGAAGUGGCUAUUUCAGAAGCAGGAGGUCAGUUUAGAGAAGUACCAGUUCGUGUACAAGUCAGAGAUCUGGAGAUGAAGCGAGCGAAUUUUUCUAAAAUCAGAACGGAAGUCAAAACUACAGAGCCUACACUGAGAGAAAGCUUUGUUUCCAUGAUUCAACCUUUUGUUUAUUCAGACUCGGCAAUACAGGUCAGUGACUACAAGAAAAGCCCAAUUGAAAGUGGGAUUCUACUUUUAGAAGGGGAAACCCAACCUGAACAUAAAAAGAACGUUUUAAAACACAAGGAUACCAUUCAGGUUCCACAGUUAUCCACUGAAGAAGGUGUGGCAAACCAGUCUGCAAAAAUGAAAAUUCUAGAUAGAAAGGUAUCUCAGACUCAACAUCCUCUACUGAAAAAUGUGCCAUCAGAGUAUUUUCUGCCCAAGGUGGCUCUACCCAAGUUACCAGCAGGGCAUAAUCCAAGCAGUCAGUUACAGAAUAUGUUUGGACCAGGAACGCACACAGAACUUGCUGAAAGGCUAAAGAUGUACUCAUCAGAAGGCAGAAGAGAAAGAUGGAUUGGUCCAUCUGAGUGUAAGAAGAAUCAAGAGGUCAGUGCAGAAUUUAAUGAAGAAACCAGUGUUAGAACAGAAGUUUGUGAUUGCCAAAUGAAUAAAGAAACUUCUAAAGACACGGCCAUUCUGUAUUCUCAUCCAGAUCACUUUUAUAAUGUGCUAUUUGUAGGAGAUUCUAAUGUUGGCAAAACUUCCUUUUUAAACAAGUUGCAAAAUGAUUCUUUUGAAGCAAAAGUGACUGCAACUAUAGGAAUGGACUAUCGGAUCAAAAACCUGCUUUUGGAUAGCAAAUGCUUUGCUUUACGUCUGUGGGACACAGCCGGACAAGAAAGAUAUCACAGUAUCACCAAGCAGUUUUUCCGAAAGGCUGAUGGAGUUGUUUUGAUGUAUGACAUCACCUCAGAAUACAGUUUUACAGAUGUGCGGUACUGGCUGAACUGUGUCCAGGAAGGAGCUGGAGCUGAAGUCGUCGUCCUUCUGCUUGGUAACAAAACGGACUGUAGUGCGGAAAGGAGAGUAUCUGUAGAGAAUGGAACAUACUUGGCCAAGGUGUAUGGACUUCCAUUUUAUGAAUGCAGUGCUGCUUCAGGUUACAAUGUCAGAGAAUCCAUAGUACAGUUAGUCAGUAGGUUGAUGAAAACUCAGGAAGACCAAUUAAAAAAGAAGGCUCUAGACUUGUCAGUGCAACUUAAAAAUAAGAGAAGUUGUUGUUUAUAAAGUGGAGAAGACUAAUGGCUGUUGAUCCUUGUGUCCACUGCGUGAUUGUGUAUACUGUUUGUCCUCUUGAACCUGGACUGAAUCCAACUUGUAUAAUUUAAGAAGUUGUGCCACUCAGAUGAAAAUUGAGGAUGGUCAUCACUUUACAGAUUUCAGACUUUGAGUUACUCUGGAUCCCUGACCUGUUCUUUCCACUACAGAUUCUCAAACUGUUCUCCAUUGGAAAGUUGCCAAACAAUUAUGAAAUCAACUCUAUUUCCCCUACAUUCAGCCAUCUAAUUCAAUAGACCUGGUUUAGGGGUCUGUGAUUUCUAUAAUAAUACUACAAGUCACUUACAUUGUUCAUUAAAAUAUAUCUGUUAAAGAGACAAUUGUAUGUGCUCUGCUGUAGGGGAUGACACGUUCAUUAAAGAGACUGUAUUGAAAACAGUGCCAGUGCUGGGGGAAAAAUGUUUAUUUCAUAUGUUUUGGAUUGUGGAACAAGAACAACAACAAAUACUGGUUUUUGAAAAAAUAAUGGAAGAAGUAUUGCACAUUGAGAUUAGAUGAGGGAACCACCUAUAAUUCUUCACAUAGCCACAAUAUUUCACAUUUUUUGCUGUGUUGUCUCCCACCCCAUCCCCGUUUAUAUAUCUGUCUGUUUCUCUUCACCUAGAGAAAAUCCCAAAGUACCUCCUGAAAUUACUGUAUGCUAUCUAAUAGAAAGGUUGGCCUCAUAUGCAUCUUACAGAACUAGUAGUCACAAGGAGUUCUGGAAAUGUUGAGCACCUGAAUCUCAUGCAGCAGUUUAGCUUUCAAUGGUUGUGGCAAAGAUGAUCCAGAUCACUUUUUCCCUUCCAACUCCAGUUCUCCAGGCUUCUAGGGCAAUAUUUAUCCCUUGCUCAGUUCAGCAUAUGGCAGUGUAUUUUCAAGCUUAGCAGCUUUAAGAUGAGAGGACUUCAACUCCCAGAAUUUUCAGCCAGCAUGCUGGGAACUGAAGUCGACCCAUCUUAAAGUUGCCAAGUUUGAGAAAUACCAGCAUGGGUUGUCUUUAAUUAAGCUACCCCCCUCUUUCUCUUUCUAAUACAGAGUUUCCUCUGCUUAUUAAUACAAUUUGGUGGGUCUUUUUUGUGAUUCCCAACUGAUGGUAAAUAAGAUUUUAAUCUGUGGAAAGUUAUCUAUAUUGCUUAUUAUUCUGUUUUGCAUAUCAUAUCAUAGUGUGUAUUUUUCUGUUAUGACGUCCUUGUCCUGACAAAUAUUGGCAUAAGAAUGAUAAAGCAAAUAGGUAUUGAAUUGCCAUUAAUGUAUAAUAUUUCUUUUAUACUGUACCAAUUUCAUUUUUAAGUAUAUGAUAUCCAUGUACAGCUGCAGUUCAUAGAACUUUAAAUAAAGUACUCUAUUCCCAA